Messenger RNA from Quercus lobata, 1000 nucleotides. RefSeq lists its product as uncharacterized. The transcript has a single exon. The coding region runs from base 255 to 770 and encodes 171 amino acids. Lineage: Eukaryota; Viridiplantae; Streptophyta; Magnoliopsida; Fagales; Fagaceae. The record is from RefSeq and is a predicted model, not a curated record.
UUUCUUGUUGAUCCGAGCCACCUGGCUGUAAUAGUUGUCACUACAAAGUUGGACUCAUAAUUUCCAUGGACCAUGGCCCCAAGGACUUCUCUAUAAAAUCCAACAGUCAACAGAACAAGUUUGUAAAUCAAAGAAAAGAAUAGACAGUCAUUGUGUUUCUUAUAUAUAAGCCAAUACUGAUAUCCAAUUCUAUAUUCCUGCAUAGAUAGUUAGAUAUACCUCUCCUACUUUGCAUAUCUAUCUAAUAUAGAAAGAUGGGUGCUUGUUUUUCUUGCAUAUCUUCACAACCAUUCAAGAGCAUAAGAGUUGUUCACUUUAAUGGUUAUGUGGAGGACUUUGAACAUCCUGUUUCUGUUAAUGAAGUCACAGCCAAGUCCCCAAAGCACUUUGUCUGCACCCCAGCUCAGCUUCUAUCCAAUGGCUCCAAACCACUAAAGCCUGAUACUCAACUUGAACUAGGCAAAAUCUAUUUCUUGCUACCAUUCUCAACAUUACAAGCUGAUGUUUCUCCUAUGGACUUGGCCUCUAUAGUGAGGAAGCUAACCACAGUAGCAAAAACUAGUCCUUUGUGGAGCCAACAACAUGGUUCAAACCCAGCUACAAGUCCUAACCGGUUUAUGGAGACCGAAAAGCCUGUGGUGGCAUAUGGUGCACCAAGGUCUGCCAGAGCACGAUCGUGGAGGCCUAUUUUGGACACCAUUAGAGAGAGGUCAUUCAAUCGUAGAAGCGAAUCAGAUUUGCAAGAAAUGCAUUCUGAGACAGUGAAAUAGCUUGAAUUUGACGUAGGUUGGGCUCUUGUACAAAAAACAAAAAUAUUAAGAUAAAAAGAAUAGAAUCACUAAGAACAUCAUCUUGUGUUAGUAUGUAUGUGAUUUAGCUGGAUAAGAAAUGAAAUAGCUAGCAUUUGAGGUAGGUUGUGCUCUAUUCUAUUCCCAUGUAAUGGAAUAUUUUUGGGAAAUCUUCAAUUUCAUUUUUUUGAGUGCUUAACUCAUAUUUGACA